AUGUCAGAAGGCUAUACAAAGAUCAAAGUAAACAUUGGCGGUUGUAAAAAUUGUCUAUCUACAGUUCACCAUAUCAUUGGAGUAUACUGCGGUAUAGAGAAAUAUGUAUUUAAUUUUGAAGAAAAUCUUCUGUCAAUACAUCCAUUGCAUGCUAAACGAGUAAUAAAUCUGUUGAGAUUUGCUGGAUGGGACACUGACGAAUGUACUGAUAAUCCUGAUCUGUCAGUUUGCAGUCAACCCAAUGAAGGUGAAGAAAGUGAUGACUUGUAUUUCCUGCCUCAUUUGGAAGAUGAGGUAAAGGCAGACUGUUCGCCACUGUGUAAGAAAAAACGUGUUGACAAUGAUCUGUCCGCUUCAACACAUCAAAAUCCUUGUACAACAGCUUCAAAAUUGAUAGCGAUUCUUCCACAUGAAGUUGAAUGUUGUCGAUUACAUUUGGUACCAGGUUGGUGUGUACUGGUUAAAUCAGGUCCUUAUCUAAGUAAAAUUAAUCAAUACUUGCAAACAUUUCUACCACUGUCAGAGAAAUUUAAUCAUAUUAAACGGAUAGACAGUUGUCGAUCGAAUGGAAGUGGAUCAAUUUAUGUCUUCUUACAGAUAGCUAAACCAAGCUAUACGUGGUUAGACGCCAGUCAGACUAUAACCUCUAUGAUUGAUUCAUUGAAUAUCAACUCAUCUGAUGAUAAGAAUAAUGAUAGAAAUAAUGACAAUAUAAUCACCACUACCCCAACCCCAUGUUGGUUACCACUUCAUGCCCCACUGACACGAAAGCAUCAAACACUUUAUUCUUGCUCAAAGACUUCAUCAGAAGGCGCAAAUAGUUUAUCAUUGGUGAAUUCAUCAUCAUCAUCUCGUCAACCGAUAGUUAUGGGUUGGCCGUGUACACUACGUGCUUCUCCUGAGUUGGAAGAAUUACUAAUGGUUGGAAAAGAUACAUUAACUUCAUCGUAUUUUACAAAAUCAGAGUUGGAAAGACAUUCAUCAUGGCUUAAACGUGUCACCAUGUUAUCAGAAAAAUCAACAAAUUUAUCUAACACCCACCCACAAUCAUGUGCAGGUUUUGAAGGCCCACCAUGUGCAGCAAUCAUUGUCAAUCCAGAAACCAAUGAGGCUUUAGCUGAAUCCACUACAUCUACAGCAACAGUUGACAGUUCAUGUUUAGAUCAUGCUGUAUUACUUGUUGUAUCAGCUGUUGCUAAUUUGAAGAAAAAACCAGAGAAAGAAUAUUCUGAAAUCUAUUUGUGUACAGGUUUAGAUGCCUAUGUAUCACUUGAACCUUGUUUAAUGUGUGGUAUGGCAUUGUUGCACAAUCGUAUCCGACGUGUUUUUUGUUGUCAACGGCUUAAAGAAAGAGGUGCAUUCACAAAUGCAAGUCGUCUUCAUGUCCAGGAACAAUUGAAUCAUCGCUUUCGAGUAUUUGCUCCACCAACAUAGACAUCUACGGGAUUUGCCUAUAUGUACAUAACAAUAUUACAUACGACGUAAAUAUAUAUAUAUAU
Molecule: messenger RNA, 1499 nt
Organism: Trichobilharzia szidati
Lineage: Eukaryota; Metazoa; Platyhelminthes; Trematoda; Strigeidida; Schistosomatidae
Source: the annotation of a GenBank genome assembly